CCCCCUUCAACUAAUAAUCCACUUUAUAUUUUUGUUCAACCUUCUUCUCUUUAUAUAUAUAAUUUUAUCAUCACACGAAUUUCGAUCAUUCAAGUCUUUCUUAAUUAGGAGAUUUCUUCUUCAUUCUUAACUGUAUGAGCUUUGCAAGUUUUCAGUAACUUUUACUUUUCAAAAUUUAUUUUUCUGGCCAAGUAAAGCAUCUUCUAUCUCUGAUUCUACGUCUUCCUUUGUUGCUUCCUCUGAGAACUUCUUGUGGAGUUUCUGGAACAAAAAUUUAUAUUGCUAAAUUAGCAGUUAGUCCACAGGAUCGCAACUAUGGUCAACAAUAUUGCAAAGUCAUCACUUCACAAUUUCUUCCACAAAAGUAAUAAAGCACCAGUUGUAGAUUGUGAAGCUGAAAGCUUUUUGAAGGAUUAUUACAUUCCAGAUUACAUACUACUACCUCUACCUGAAAUAAAUAUACAGAUUGACUAUGACGACAUAGCUUCUUGUCCUGUACUUGUAUUCAUCAACUCCAAAAGUGGUGGUCAACUAGGGGGCCAACUUCUUUUGACAUACCGUACUCUUCUUAACCAAAAUCAGGUGUUUGAUUUGGGAGAAAAGGCACCUGACAAGGUUCUACAUCAAUUUUACUCCAAUUUAGAAAAGCAUAAGCAAAAUGGAGAUAGCUUGUCACAUGAAAUUGAAAGGAGAUUGAGAAUCAUUGUAGCAGGUGGGGAUGGAACAGCAGGGUGGAUUCUUGGUGUUGUUUCAGAUCUUAAAUUGGUUCAUCCACCUCCAAUUGCAACUGUGCCAUUAGGAACUGGAAACAAUCUACCUUUUGCCUUUGGCUGGGGGAAAAAGAAUCCCGGUACUAGUUGCCAGUCAGUGAAGUCAUUCCUGAGUCAAGUGAAAAAUGGAAAAGAAAUGAAAGUUGACAGCUGGCAUAUUCUUAUGAGAAUGAAGGCUCCAAAAGAAGGUUCUUGUGUUCCUAUUGCACCUCUUGAGCUACCACAUUCAUUGCAUGCUUUUCACCAUGUGUCUCGAGUUGAUACUUUGAACAAGGAACACCAUCAUAUAUUUCGAGGAGGAUUUUGGAACUACUUCAGCAUAGGAAUGGAUGCUCAAGUUUCAUAUGCAUUUCACAGCGAGAGGAAGCUACAUCCAGAAAAGUUCAGGCACCAGUUAGUUAAUCAGAGAACUUAUGGAAAGCUUGUAUGUAAACAAGGAUGGUUUUGCACUUCUUUCGGGCAUCAAUCUUCAAGCAUUAGGUCUAUCGUCUGCCUUAAUUUGCCCAGCUUUUCUGGAGGACUUAAUCCUUGGGGAAAACCUAACAAGAAGAAGCUGCAUGAAAGGGACCUUACUCCUCCAUAUGUUGAUGAUGGUAUGCUUGAGGUUGUUGGUUUCCGAGAUGCUUGGCAUGGACUUAUUCUGUUUACUCCAGGAGGACAUGGGACGCGUCUUGCACAGGCGAACAGAAUUCAAUUUGAGUUUCAGAAGGGUGCAACUGAGCAUACAUUUAUGAGGAUGGACGGGGAACCAUGGAAGCAACGCCUUCCCACGGAUGAUGACACGGAGGUCAUAGAAAUAUCCCAUUUUGGUCAAGUGAACAUGCUCGCCAGUCCACCUUGCCGAUCCAGAAGUAUCAAUGCGCCUACCUCAGAUCACUUUCAGGAGGAAGAGAAAGACAACAAUCAUGAAAAAGAUUUUGAAGACGACUCAGAAGAGAGGAGAAAGUUGGGUGCAGCUGACACUUUCCGGAUACCAGAUGGUUUUGACAUAACACGUCUCUAGUUAGGUGUUUUGAAGGUCUUGGUGGAUAAAGUUAUCCGAUACUUCCGCUGAUAGGAGGUAGGAUGUACCAGAUAAAAUAGUCGAGGUAUGAACACGCUCGCCGGGACACCACCAUAUAAAAAACAGUUUAGGCCUUCGGAAGCAGCUACAUCAUUUGAUCAUGACACCAAUUAUAAAAUUGUAUAUUAGUAUUAAUAGUUUGCAUUACUGGCAUAUUACCAGUUUGCUUCUAGUCUCACUUAUUUUUUCUUUCUUUUUUAACCCACAUAAAUAGCUCUCCGAUUUCUUCUAAUGUGGAGGUGCUCUACCAACUUAGCAAUUAUCACUCUUUAACUUCAACUGAGUAUUUCAAUUCUAGAUAGGUUUUGUUACUAGUCCUCGCUAUUUUGGCUAAUAUGAUCUAUGUAAUGUAUAACAACCUUUAAUGCCCUGAA
This is a messenger RNA of Nicotiana tabacum (common tobacco), 2207 nucleotides long. Its product is annotated as diacylglycerol kinase 1. Gene Ontology annotation, biological process: phospholipase C-activating G protein-coupled receptor signaling pathway. NCBI's taxonomy places the organism in Eukaryota, Viridiplantae, Streptophyta, Magnoliopsida, Solanales, Solanaceae. The record is from RefSeq and is a predicted model, not a curated record. Gene Ontology annotation, cellular component: membrane. Gene Ontology annotation, molecular function: ATP-dependent diacylglycerol kinase activity.